Messenger RNA from Bufo gargarizans (Asiatic toad), 2065 nucleotides. RefSeq names its product mixed lineage kinase domain like pseudokinase (gene MLKL). The record is from RefSeq and is a predicted model, not a curated record. NCBI's taxonomy places the organism in Eukaryota, Metazoa, Chordata, Amphibia, Anura, Bufonidae. The transcript is spliced from 11 exons. Gene Ontology annotation, biological process: protein phosphorylation; cell surface receptor signaling pathway. Bases 52 to 1431 code for a protein of 459 amino acids. Gene Ontology annotation, molecular function: ATP binding; protein kinase activity.
AAGGCACCACAAGAGUGAGGACAGACUAAAGGAAGCCGGAGCCUUGCAGUGAUGGACGUGCUGGGUCAGGUCCUGGACGUCGCUCAGACCAUCUACGGCCUGUGUGACCAGGCCAGCUCCAAUAAGCAGCAAUGUCAUCGCCUAAAGAAGCGGAUACAGAUACUGCUGAUGGCCUCCAGGGCCUUGCAGAGUCAGAAGGAGAAGUCUGCGCAGCUGAAGGUGGUGAUGAACGAGCUGCGGGUGACCCUGGACAACGCCAAGUGCUGGGCCGUCAAGUAUUCACACCAGGCCUGGUGGAGGCAGAUCCUUCAGGCCAACAGCAUCAAGGAAGAGUUUGAGCUGAUCAAUGACCGGCUUGGGGACGCGGCCGGACAGGUCUCUCUGCUGCUGGAGAUCGAACAUCGUGAAAAGUUCUUCCAUUUCUUUACCGAGAAUACGCGAAAACGGCAGAACCAGAGGGACAUAGACGAAGACCUGCAGGAGCUGAAGAAUUAUCUCACCCAAAACAUCUCUAACAAGAUGGAGAACAUGGAGGACGGAAUGAAAAAAAUCCUCUCAGAAAUGGCUGCAAUACAAGCAGUGUGUAAACGCUCGUCCUGGCACAUCACUGAGAUUCGAGCCACAGAUCUAAAGCGUGGACCACUGCUGCUGGAGAAACCCAGCCACGACUUGUACCUGGGCGAAUACCACAGGGGUCCGGUGGCCAUUAAAGUGUUCAAGGGUCAACAGGUCAAAGACCAAGAUUUUAUCAUAAAAACCUUCCAGGCUGAGGGUGAAACCAUGAAGAAAUUUGAGUGUCUCAAUAUCUUACGGCUUUAUGGCAUUUGUGUCGACAAUUCAGGCACAGGCCCCUGCUACUCCCUCGUGAUGGAAUACUGUCAGAAAGGAACGUUGCGACAGCUGCUGGAAAGGGAGCCGGACCUGCCACCGGAGCGUCGUGUCCAGAUGGCGUUGGAUGCGUCCAGAGCUGUGUACCGGUUACAUCAGACCGAGAUGAAGGCCAUCCUGCACGGGAGUUUGAGCAGCGCCAAGUUCCUGGUGGACGGGACGUACUGUGUGAAGCUUUGCGGAUUUGAGCUUUCAAAGACGGAGUCCUCCCUUAGACGACCAUCGAAUGCAGAGAGGAGGAAAAAGAGCAGUGAGCUGGUUUACAUCGCCCCCGAGACCCUGCAGGACAUCAACGCCUACGACAAACGCAGCGAGAUUUACAGUCUGGGGAUGGUGAUCUACGAGAUUGCAAGUGGGAAACUGCCAUAUCAGGACCAGCCAGACGCUGAGGACCAGGCAGUGAACGGAGAGCUUCUUGAUUCUUGUCCUCCGGUGUUACGAGACCUUAUUACAAGAUGCCUGCAGAGGAAUCCGGGUGAUCGCCCCACAGCAGGAGUUAUUGUAGAUCUCCUGAUUGCUCAUCUGAAUCAAAGCCAAUGCUGAAUUCAUCUGCUUGACACCAAAGCGCGAAGCUCUCACUCCGCUGGGCCAGAGACAACUCCAUGAGAAGUGACUGCUCCUCGGGAAACCACCACGAUCUGUGCACGGAGCUUUGUCUCAUCUCGUGAGCUGAACCUUCCAUGUUGUGCCAGGGUUAGGCUGACAUCCUCAGGACAAGCGGAAUGAUAGGCUGCACUUUUCAUGUCUGCCACUAGAUGGCAGUGCAGCAACAUAAGCUCCUGACUGCUGCAGUGAACCGAUGAAGGACGGACACAACAGUAAUGGAACGCCUCCGGCCUGCAGCUGUUACAGCUCUCACAGGCCCCAUCACCACAGCAUCGCUGAAGAAACCUCUGCUCUGUGCCGCUGGAUCCGCACCGGAGAGGAUACUACAUCUGUAUUCUCACAUACUGAUGUGUUGAGGACUAGAAUUAACUUCAGUCAGGUCUAAUACCUUGCUAGUUAGGGUAGGGUCACCCAGGGUGGCAUUGAUGUGGCCGAAUGUAAUGGGCACACGGUUUUGUGGGUGGUAAAGCUGUGACUAAAUUAAAGAACCACUCCGAUGGCUUUUUUUUUCAGACUUGCAUUUCAAAUAGAUAUUAAACCUCCUUUACUAAUAAAGUUACAAUUUUAGAUG